This is a messenger RNA of Dicentrarchus labrax (European seabass), 6315 nucleotides long. It is a transcript of the gene per1b, whose product is annotated as period circadian clock 1b. The transcript has 20 exons. Gene Ontology annotation, molecular function: transcription corepressor binding; transcription cis-regulatory region binding. Gene Ontology annotation, biological process: circadian regulation of gene expression; negative regulation of transcription by RNA polymerase II; entrainment of circadian clock by photoperiod. Lineage: Eukaryota; Metazoa; Chordata; Actinopteri; Moronidae. The record is from RefSeq and is a predicted model, not a curated record. Gene Ontology annotation, cellular component: nucleus; cytoplasm. Bases 679 to 4989 code for a protein of 1436 amino acids.
CCUGCGUGUACACUAGUGUUGGGGGGCGAACAGAAAUGUCCUGAGAGCAAAUACGGUCCGUGAAGCAAAGACAGUCGACGCUGCCGGGAUUUAUGCUUGUUUUCUCUCACACUUUUGCGUUCCUCAUCGUGGAGUAGCAACGUUGUUUUUAUCGUGAAGCAUUACUAAAGGUGGCCUUUCGCACUUAGAGCAACACAUCUCCGAAGAGGCGAGAAGACCAGAUACAGAGUGAAGAGAUUGUUUUUGGCUCUUACCAAGAGCUGUUUUUCUCACUCUCCCUCACGAUCUCUCAUCCCAUCUGUUGGAGCCCUUAUGCCAAGGCUGUUUCAUAAGCAGAAAAUCAUCUCUUGUCUACAUUACUUUGAGUGACAUUUUUUCUCAAGAUAAUUGCUGUCUUUUUGGAAAGGCAGCCGUUGCUUUUUGGUCAUUUGUGACAUUUUUUCAGCCAAAAUCUGCCCUCUUUGAAAACCCUCAGAGAAGGGCACAUAGUCCAAACCUCCUUCAUUUAACAUUUUUUGCUGAAAAAACAAUGAAUUUCUCUCCUUAGUUCUUUUAACAAACAACAACAACUAUGAUUCACCCGUGUAUACAUAGUAGUCCCACUUAAAUUAAAGUUGUUCCUUUUUUCACCUUGGCUGACGAGUCCCUCAAGCUGUACCAGCCUCAUCCUACUCUAGUAUGAGUUAUGACAACUCUAAAUCAAUGCCCAGCAGCAGCACUCGGGGGCGAGUGGCAAGGGCCGAUGGGAAAGACAAUGACCAGGAAGCGGUGUCCGGAGGGUUAAACUCUCCGAAAACCAGCGGUGGUCAGCCCGGUGCCAAUGUCGCCACUCAAGAGCAGAGAUCUGGAGGCGCCUCAUCUCCUAGCGGAGGAUCGGGAUCCGGAAGUUCGUCCGGAGACCGAAGGGGGCACAACUCCGACGAUAUGGACGGACUGUCCAGCGGGAACGACUCUGGCGAGAGGGAAAGCGAGGGCGGCAUGGAGAGGGAGAGCGGGUCACGUGGGCGCCAGUCCACACGCAGCUCCCACAGCUCGUCAAACGGCAAGGACUCCGGCAUGAUGCUGGAAAACACGGAGAGCAACAAGAGCUCCAACUCCCAGAGUCUCUCCCCUCCCAGCGGUUCCUUGGCCUACAGCCUGCUGUCGACCAGCUCGGAGCACGACCCUCCCUCCACCUCUGGCUGCAGCAGCGACCAGUCGGCGAGGGUACAGACCCAGAAAGAGCUUAUGAAGGCCAUCAAGGAGCUGAAGCUCCGCCUACCAUCUGAGCGCAAGGCAAAAGGCCACUCCAGCACUCUGAAUGCGCUUAAAUACGCACUUCAGUGUGUCAAACAAGUCAGAGCCAACAAGGAGUACUAUCACCAGUGGAGUGUAGAGGAGUGUCACGGCUGCAGUCUGGACUUGUCUGCCUUCACAAUUGAGGAGCUUGACAACAUCACCUCAGAAUACACCCUUAAAAACACUGACACCUUCUCCAUGGCCGUGUCAUUCUUGUCAGGGAAGGUCGUGUACGUAUCACCCCAGGGCUCAUCUGUCCUGCGCUGUAAGCCUGAGUGUCUCCAGGGGACUGUGUUUUCUGAGCUUUUGGCUCCGCAGGACGUUAGCACUUUCUACAGUGGCACAGCACCCUGCCGCCUGCCACCCUGGGCUUCCUGCAUCGGAUCUGCAUCUCCUCCGGUCGACUGCACUCAGGAGAAGUCCAUGUUCUGUCGGAUCAGUGCCGACCGGAUGCAGGGCGGCGAGAUGCGCUACCACCCGUUUCGCCUCACGCCAUACCAACUCACCAUCAGAGACUCGGAUGCUUCUGAGCCACAGCCCUGCUGCCUGCUCAUCGCAGAGAAGGUCCACUCUGGAUACGAGGCUCCUCGUAUCCCUCCAGACAAGAGGAUCUUCACCACCAGUCACACUCCCAGCUGCCUCUUCCAGGAAGUUGAUGAGAGGGCCGUGCCAUUGUUGGGCUAUCUGCCUCAGGACUUGGUGGGAACCCCCACCCUGCUUUACAUCCACCCUGAAGACAGGCCUUUGAUGGUGGCUAUUCAUGAGAAGAUCUUUCAGUUUGCAGGGCAGCCGUUUGAAUAUUCACCCUUGAGGAUGUGCGCCCGCAACGGGGAAUAUCUGACCAUCGACACCAGCUGGUCUUCCUUUGUCAAUCCCUGGAGUCGGAAGGUGGCAUUCAUCGUAGGGCGCCACAAAGUCAGAACGAGCCCUCUGAACGAAGACGUGUUUACAACGCCACAGGGCUGCGAGAGUCGGGUCACCACGCCUGACGUCGUCCAGCUGAGUGAGCAGAUUCACCGCGUGCUGGUGCAGCCGGUGCACAGCGGCAGCUCUCAGGGCUACAGCUCACUCGGGUCCAGCGGCUCGCGAGGCUCCCGACGGUCACACCAACAGCACCUCAGUGCCGCUUCGUCCAGCGACAGCAACGGCCCCGCCAUGGAAGAGGCUGCGGCCGUGGUCGCUUUGCACAAGCCGAUGACGUUCCAGCAGAUCUGCAAAGAUGUUCACAUGGUGAAGACGAACGGACAGCAGGUUUUUAUCGAGUCCCGUAAUCGGCCACUGCCCAGAAAAAACACCAGCACAGGCCCAACAGGCAUCAGAGCGGUCACCAGUGACCCAAUCAGAGGUUUGAUAGCCGACCUGACGAAACCACCCAAAGCUGUGGUCCCUGCGCCGUUUGUACAGAAGGAGGCCCCUACCGGCUACUCCUACCAGCAGAUCAACUGUCUGGACAGCAUCAUAAGGUACUUGGACAGCUGUAACAUUCCUAACACUGUUAAAAGGAAGUGCGGCUCCUCCUCCUGCACCUCCACAUCUGAUGACGACAAACAGCAAGAGGCCAGUGGCAACAACAAAGGUGGUUCAGUUAGCAUCGUAGGUGAACCACCUUCUCUGCCCCCCCUGACCAUGGCCACAAAGGCAGAGAGUGUAGCCUCAGUCACGUCCCAGUGUAGCUUCAGCAGCACCAUCGUGCAUGUUGGAGACAAGAAGCCUCCUGAGUCAGACAUCGUCAUGGAGGAAGCUCCUACAACUCCCACCCUUGCUCCUCCUACAACGACCCUAACUCGUCUCGCCAUCGCCGCUCCUCCUCUUCCUCCUCCCCCUCCUCCCCCCCAGGCCACUCAGCCUGAGAGAGACAGCCGGAGAAAUGGAAGUGUAGGAGGAGGUGGAGGAGGACGGAUGGGUCUGACAAAGGAGGUGCUAUCCGCCCACACUCAGCAGGAGGAGCAGGCGUUCCUCGACCGCUUCAAGGACCUUAGCAAGCUGCGCGUUUUUGAUCAGACGGCGUCUUCGACUCUGCGCUGCCACACCCCAGCUGCCAACCCUCUGUCACGAGGAGUGCGUUGUUCUCGAGAUUACCCCGCUGCAGGAAGCAGCAACGGUCACAGACGUGGUCGUGGCGGUAAAAGACUCAAACACCAGGAGUCAUCUGACCAGCACAGCUCUCUGGGCAUGAGCGGGAGCCCCUGUGACCCCAGAACCAGCGCAGCUCCCAUGCCCCUCAACAUGCCCAUCAACAUGCCUCUUGGACCCCCAACAAACUCCUCCUCUUGGCCGUCCGUAGGCUCCCAAGCCAGCAUUCCUGCCGCCCCUUUCGCUCCUCCUGGUAUGCUUCCCAUCUACCCCGUUUUCCCACCGAUGGCACAGCCCUUCCCCCAGGCCGUCCCAGAUCCAUCACGUUUCCCGCCUACCCAGAUGGUACCGCCCAUGAUGGCCCUCGUUCUGCCCAACUACAUGUUCCCCCAGAUGGGAGCACCCAUACCUCAGCCAGGCCCAACCCCGGGACACUUCUACAAUCCUAACUUCCCAUACCCCGUCGCCACCCCAGCCGCUAUCCCCACCGUCGUCCCCACUGUUGUUGCCAACCCCAUACCCCUUCCAGGCACCGGCGCCCCAUCUCGUAGCAGCACCCCUCAGUCCUACAGUCAGACACCCGCUGACCGUGAGGGUGCAGAGUCCCCCCUCUUCCAGUCCCGAUGCUCCUCUCCGCUCAACCUGUUGCAGUUGGAGGAAUCCCCAAGCAACCGGUUAGACUUCGCCACGGCCCUGGGAGCAUCACAACAAGCCACGCCUUCUGUGCAGGGCGGUGCGGCCGGGGGACAGACCUCAGCCAAUCAGGGGAGCUCUGAUGAUAUCUCCAAGGAGAAUGAGAAUGGUGAAGCUAAUGAGUCCAACCAAGAUGCCAUGUCCACCUCCAGUGACCUGCUAGAUCUGUUGCUACAGGAAGACUCGCGCUCAGGCACCGGCUCAGCCGCCUCUGGUUCAGGGUCCUCAGGCACGAGGUCCUCCGGUUCAGGCUCCGGCUCCAACGGCUGCAGCUCUUCUGGCACCAGUGGCACCAGCGGCAGCCAUACAAGCAAGUACUUUGGUAGCAUCGACUCAUCAGAGAACGAUCAUUCUCGCAAGCAGCCAGCAGGGGGCAGCAGUAGUGCCGGAGGAGAAGGUGGCGAGGAGCAGUUUAUCAAGUGCGUCCUGCAGGACCCAAUCUGGCUGCUGAUGGCCAACACUGACGACAAGGUCAUGAUGACAUAUCAGCUGCCUGUCAGGGACAUGGAGACUGUGCUGCGAGAGGACCGCGAGGCCCUCAGGAGCAUGCAGAAACACCAGCCACGCUUCACAGAGGACCACAAGAGGGAAUUGAGCCAGGUGCACCCCUGGAUCCGCACAGGACGCCUGCCCCGAGCCAUCAACAUCUCUGGCUGUACAGGCUGCAAGUCACCCCCCUUUGUGCCUCCCACCGCUCCGUUCGAUGUGGAGAUCCAUGAGAUGGAGCUGUGCAAUGUGCUGAAAGCUCAGGAGGAGGGCGCCAGAGAGGGGAAGAAAAAUCCGUCAGUGACGGCCAUGGAUGAAACUCACCCAGAGGAUGAGGAUGAGGAAGACGAGGCAGAGGAGAAAGGAACCAAAACACAAGACAGCAACCAGGAGAUGCCAGCAGAGGAGCGGAGGGCGAGCUCAGAAUCUGUGAAAGAAAAGUCUCACAUGACACACUAAGAAGUUGGCCAAAGAUAAAGAACACUAUCACGACCUUUCCAUGCUGAUAUGCAGAAAACGUGCGCCUCCCGGGACUUUCUGUGCCCAAAAAACAUCAUUACACGGGGUGUAAAGUUGUUAAAAUGGGAUUUCUGGGACAUUACGGUGCAUAUUGAUCGAGACAACUUCCAUUUAUUGUUUGACAGGUCAGGCAGGACACUUGACCCAGAUCAUACUUCAUCAACUGUGACUUUGAUGACAGAACACCAGGCAUGUUGUAUGACUGCAUAUUAAAUGCCUUGGAAAAACCACAGGACAUGCACACUCAGUUUUAGAGAGUGAACCAAUACUUUUUCUCCUGUUCUUGUAGUUCUUGGCGUAUUUAUUGAACUUGUAAGAUAAUCAGAGAGGACUACGGUGAAUGUGUUACAAAAGAAAAGGAAAAAAAAGGCGCCUUUCUAUAAAGAUGGAUGUUCUUCACCACAGUGUCCUCCUCGACGUUUUCACCUCUCCUGUUCAGGGUUCAGCUCAUGCGGAAAGAAGGGAGUUUAAUCUGUGACUUUUCUUCUUGUUGAAUGUUUCCUAGGUUGUCUGGGAUUCUGUUCCCACCUAGAUCCUGUUUCUCUCAAAGACUCAGAUUUAGUUUUUUUAUGUAAAAAGUUUGUCCCGACUACAGAAAACACUACUUUCACCCAAUAGACAAAAUGUACAGCGAGAACCAGGUUUAUUUUGUAAACAUUGUGUAUAUUUUUAUACUUUAAACCCACUGCAGAUAGAGAGGAUAAAAUGCCCAAAAGAGUGUAAAAAGUGUGUCAAAAAUCAAGGAUGAAAUAUUAUCUGGCAGAACAACACAAUCACUUCACAGUCAUGGAAAACAGGACAUGGUGUUUCACGUGACGCAGCGAUUUAGUUGCUUUACUUGAGCGACGUACAGUGAAAUCACGGAGGGAGCAUGGCAAUCGCCAAGAGACUGACCUGGACAUUUAAAAAAAGGUCUCUCUUCGGCUGGGCAUUAGUUCUCACAACCAUCACAGACAGUAUUUCCAAACUGCCAGCACCCUAAAGAAAGCCUUUCAGCGGAGGGAGAGCUUUUGUGUUGCCAGCACUCGCUCAUGUUGGUAGGUGGAUUUAAACAAAAAAAAGGUGGACGUAACUCAUAAGAAGUCUUUGAGAGUUCGGAGAGUGUUUACUAUCUUCUUUCCUCUCUGUCCCUUUUCUCUGUGGCAUUGUUCUGGUCAUGUAAUAUCCUAUGCUUUAUGGCGUCAGUGGUGUCUGCAACAGUUUAAUAUUUUUGUGAAAUUCUUUGUACAAAAAAAGACAAUAAAAACUACAUGAAAAUCUCUUAAA